ACUUCCGCCAGAUCGAGGGGUGCGCAGACGAGCGACACAAGGUCGUUACUGCAGCGGUUAAACAUGAUGUCCAUAGCUGCCCGCUCAGGGGUGUUUUCCCCUUACAUGCAGGCCACCGCUUUCGCAGUUGCGGGGCCUCUGAAAGCUCUUGUACCUGGGGUUGUUGUAAAGGGAGAGAAUAUUCUGUUGAACCCGAAGAAAAAGUUUCUGUGUCGCGAGUCGCUAAAUGGUCAAAGCCCAAAGACAGGCCCUGCUGUGACAGUUAGCAUCAAUGGAUCUGCAGGAGUCAGAUUUGCUCAUACAGACAUCACAGUACCAGACUUUUCUGACUACAGGCGUCCAGAGGUGCUUGACCCCAACAAGUCAUCUCAGGACAGCAGUGAAUCCAGGAGAACCUUCUCUUACCUGGUUACUGGGGCGACAGCGGUGGUGAGCGUCUAUGCUGCCAAGACGGUGGUCACUCAGUUUGUUUCUUCCAUGAGUGCCUCAGCUGAUGUCUUAGCUAUGUCCAAGAUAGAAAUCAAACUGAGUGACAUCCCUGAAGGCAAGAACAUGACCUUCAAGUGGCGAGGCAAACCACUGUUUGUUCGUCACCGCACAGAGAAGGAAAUCGCUACAGAGGCUGCUGUCAGCCUCACAGAGCUGCGAGACCCUCAGCAUGAUAAGGACAGAGUCAUCAGCCCCAGCUGGGUCAUCGUGCUGGGAGUGUGCACACAUCUGGGAUGUGUACCCAUCGCCAAUGCCGGCGAGUACGGCGGCUACUAUUGCCCCUGCCAUGGCUCGCACUAUGAUGCCUCUGGCCGCAUCAGGAAAGGCCCCGCCCCCCUCAACCUGGAGGUACCUUACUACGAGUUUCCAGAUGACAACACAGUGAUCGUGGGAUAAAUGGCACUCACAAGACUGAGAUGGCUUUGUGCUUCAGUUGUCAGUCCAUCACACGUGUAUUCAGGUGCAUUCAGCUGUUUUAGUGAGAAGAUGUUGAGGUGUUCGAAGGGUUUAGUUCCUUUCAACAGCUCGCUCAAACAUGAGAGCACCUCUGCUCUGUCUUAUAUAAUGCCAUAAAGGCACAUUACACAUUAAAAACAAGUAGGAGGUGCUCUCAGUGUUUAUUUGAGUUAUGCAUUCAGACAGUUGACUAGACUUUGAAAACUUCAUAGUCUUCUUUUUUCCUUUCCUGAGUACAACUUGAACAUGAUAAACAUCUUGAGUGAUAUUCCAUCUAGCUCUGGAGAACAAAUGUAUUCAGAUUUGGAUAAUAAAGAUUUAAUUUUAUUUGACA
Molecule: messenger RNA, 1279 nt
Organism: Oreochromis aureus
Lineage: Eukaryota; Metazoa; Chordata; Actinopteri; Cichliformes; Cichlidae
Gene: uqcrfs1
Product: cytochrome b-c1 complex subunit Rieske, mitochondrial
Exons: 2
Coding region: 64-885 (273 amino acids)
Biological process (GO): mitochondrial electron transport, ubiquinol to cytochrome c
Cellular component (GO): membrane
Molecular function (GO): 2 iron, 2 sulfur cluster binding; quinol-cytochrome-c reductase activity
Source: RefSeq, a predicted model, not a curated record